AUGACACCUACGCCUGUACCUCCUGUCCAGCCCGAUGAGCAUCAGUAUUGGACAGAUGCCAUUCUCUGUGAGGAAACCCGAGCCAGACUGGAACACUUUCGAAGUCAAGGAUGGCUCCCUCCCAAUUUCAAACCGAAGACAUUGGAAGGCAUCGCUGUUGUUGAGCGUUACUGGCGAAAGUUCUGCAUUCAAUCGGAAGAAGACUACGUCGAAUAUCUACUCUCGGAGGAUCAGACGAUUUACAUGAACUUCUUUGACUGGAUGUUCAGAACCUCGCGAACGAAGGUUCUCCAGUCAUACGAUGAAUACUGGCGUCGCCUAUGUCAAUACUUCAGUCUGUUCGCCCGCCGUCGUGUCAAUGAUGCGUUCCUGGACAAUGCUUUCCCGGCCGAACGCAAGAUUGCCCGACGGACGAAACAAAAGAACACAUUGGACGUGGACGUCUUCUGUGUGACGUAUCGUCAUCACUGGGUUCAUUCGAGAUUUUUCCGACACGGAAGUAUGAUCGUCCAAUUCGCCACAGUUCAACUCUGGUCCGCCAUCACCGGGACCCGUCCUGGUGUUCUGCUUCCACAAAAUAGCUCCCUGCCAGGAGAGUCGUCCUCGGAGAAACGCAACCAAGGCCCAGUGUUUCAAAGCGAUCUUCCUAAGUACAAGUCUUUGAAAGAACUCCCAGACUCUGUUUGCUACCGAGAUAUUGAGCUCUUCUAUUUGAAAGACCGUGAAAGUAAUCGGGAUGUGCUGUGCGCUGUUAUUGAGUUUCGCAAUCUCAAAGGUCGGCCAGAAGGUGCCGAUGGAACCAAGUUUUUCAUGCAUGGAAAUUACCAACUGGCAUAUUGUCCCAUUGCGCAAAUUGUCUCAUUUGCCUUUCGUGACGGUGCAUUCGAAAACAAGCUGACACCAGAUCUCAUCUGGCGGCUGCGAGUUCCAAAACGGAGUGGGUCUCUUCCCCUACGCUGGAAGCCAGAGGUCCUCGAUAUCCCCCUUCUUCGCCGCCUUGAGCGCACUCCUUACGGCUACGAGCUACACAAGACAUUGCCAAUGACCUAUAACUCAUCUCGACAAGCGCUCCGAGAGUUGGGACGCGAUGCCAAAUUCGAAGACGAUAUUGGACACUAUAACUACCGGGGCUGGGCUGCAAAUGAAGUGAAUAAGCAUUUCACAAGUCAGGAACGGCAACGGGUACUUGGACAGUCUGGCGAUGCUGUUUUUGAAAGGCACUACCAAUCCCAGUUCAUCGCCCGUGAUCUUCAGCAUGUUGUCCUCCUUCGACCGUCCCAGGAGAACCUUUUACGAGUCGCUGGAAGUAUGCUUAGGAAAAGAGAUCCAUUAGCCACUUCUGGCCUUACUGAUGUACACAAGCGUGCCAUCUGCCAAAGCCCAGAGAUUUUGCAUCUCCGACGAGAGAAGAGAGAGCUUAUGGCAGAGAUGCGAGCCCUUGCUGGUACCGUUAAGAAUGCUCAAAAGUCCUUCCCACACCUUUAUCAAAGACAUCAAGCUGUCAACAAAGAACUGUCCAAACUUCGCAAAGCUUUGACCACCGAUACCCAAGAGGCAGCCAGAAAGGACUAUUUCCGUAACGCACCUGUACUCGAAGUCGACAAACAGAUCAAACAACUUCUCGGAGAAUCUGACGGUACUGACAGUUCUGACGAUGAAGACUGGGAGUUGCCUACACCUGAAUAUACUUUCUCCGAACGGGCACGGCUCGUGGAGAAUUUUUACGGGCCCGACGCAGAGAAAUUUGAAGAGGCCAAGCUACUCGCACGGCGUAUCCAGGUUACCAAGGAUAUGGUUGCGCUCCUAGGCCUCUGUAAACCCAGCAGGCGAGGCAACCGUAUUAACUGGAAGUUUGAUGAGAAUGAUAGCCCUCUUGAUGAGCCAGACGAACCCUCAUCUCCUGAGGAAACCCAUCUCGAAUGCCCAACAGACGUCUGCAUUGUUUGCUAUAGUGAAUCUCGUCGCUCAGCGUCCAACCCUCCUCCGCACAGGUUUCCUUCCAAGCGACCGGACUCUCUUCGUCGUCAUCUUAUCGACUUCCAUCUGGUUCAUGCGCAUAACGGGAUCAGUUGCAAUUGGGAAGCUUGUCGCAGCCUCCCUAAGUUCGCCAAAAUCACCGAAUUUCUGGCCCACGCCAACAAUAAGCACAAGUACGAUCUCAAGAUUAAACUGUGUUAUCUCCCCAGAGUGCCACUGCUUAGCCCGAGCGAUUUUCCUUCCAGAGACGCGUCUACGGAGUCAGAGACUCGGCAAGGCACCGAAACACCCGCCUCCUCUCUCGAUUUUGAUAUGGCAAAUAUCGACCCUCGGCUGAUGGAAACCGACACUAUGACAGUCAUGGAGCCUUCAACCUGCUCACCAAGCGCUGAAAUCCCCGCCUCUGCUGGUGAUCCAGUGUCUAGCACCGAUUCAAACUUAACGGAGACUUCUACGCGGCGAGUGACGAGGGGAGCAGCAAAGGUGGCAAAUCUGGAACCUAGGCCUCAGCUUCCAUCACAGCAUGCGACGCGAUCCUCUCGAAAACGUGGGCGCCUAGAGGAGCAGCCUGGCGGGGAGCAGAAGGGGAGAGGGCGACCAGGCAAAAUGAAAGCGUCUACUAUCGAACAUAUGCCACGUCGGUCAAAGCGAUUACGAGCUCGGUGA
Molecule: messenger RNA, 2643 nt
Organism: Penicillium daleae
Lineage: Eukaryota; Fungi; Ascomycota; Eurotiomycetes; Eurotiales; Aspergillaceae
Exons: 5
Coding region: 1-2643 (880 amino acids)
Source: RefSeq, a predicted model, not a curated record